GCAGGGCGCAGGCGCGCGGCUCCGCCUGCCCGCGAGAAGCCGGCCGCGGGACGCGGUUGGCGUGUGACGUGCGGAGCUUGUGUAAGGAUGGAGCCUCUGAAGGUGGAAAAGUUCAGCAGCACCGACAGGGGAAAUGGGCUGCGCGCCUCGGCGCCGCUGCGCCCCGGAGAGCUGCUCUUCCGCUCCGAUCCCUUGGCGUACACGGUGUGCAAGGGGAGUCGCGGGGUUGUGUGCGACCGCUGCCUCCUCGGGAAGGAAAAGCUGAUGCGAUGCUCUCAGUGCCGUGUUGCCAAAUACUGUAGUGCUAAGUGUCAGAAAAAAGGUUGGCCGGAUCACAAGCGGGAAUGCAAAUGCCUUAAAAGCUGCAAACCCAGAUAUCCUCCGGACUCUGUCCGACUUCUUGGCAGAGCUGUUGUCAAACUUAUGGAAGAAACCCCCUCUGAAUCGGAGAAACUUUACUCAUUCUAUGAUCUGGAGUCAAAUAUUAACAAGCUGACUGAAGAUAAGAAAGAGGGCCUCAGGCAACUGGCAAUGACAUUUCAACAUUUCAUGAGAGAAGAAAUACCGGAUGCUUCUCAGCUGCCACCUUCCUUUGACAUUUUUGAAGCCUUUGCAAAAGCUUUGCUUCAGAGUCAGGGACCUCCAUGGAUGGAAGUUUUGCUCAUGUUCUGUGAUGUUGGGAGAAUCCCCUUUGUAGACCGGGUAACCCUCGGGAGCGAAGUGACGGACUUCUGCCGAGAGUGA
Hipposideros armiger (great roundleaf bat) is the source of this 744-nucleotide messenger RNA. Its product is annotated as histone-lysine N-methyltransferase SMYD3-like. Bases 88 to 744 code for a protein of 218 amino acids. Gene Ontology annotation, cellular component: nucleus. The record is from RefSeq and is a predicted model, not a curated record. Lineage: Eukaryota; Metazoa; Chordata; Mammalia; Chiroptera; Hipposideridae. The transcript has 6 exons.